AUGUCGCAUGAACAAGACCAAAGCUCCGGUGCGAGCAGGUCUCGUUCACCCUCAAGCUCAAGCUCAGACAGUAGCUCCGAGCAUCACGUUCAAGCUAUUGCAGGAUCUAUCAGGUCACGUCAAAGAUCCUCAUCCUCCGCCACCGCCGCUGCACCUCACCUGGAUCGAGUCUACUCCGGCACACAUCUGAACGACCAUUCCGUCUACCACAGUGACAACAGCGUGGACAGCGAUGACGACGACGGGCCCAGUGAGUCCUACCCGGAAGAGACCGAACCCGUACAGGAGGUGCGAGGCGGCAUCGUGAACGAGCGGGAUAUCGACUUGGAGAAAAACCAACAAUCACAAGAACUGAAAAAGUCCAAGUCUGCACGGUCUGCUCGUUCUCGACUAGACUCGAAGGUGGUCGACUGGGAUGGUCCUGAUGACCCCGAGAACCCGAAGAACUGGCCCAACAAAAAGAAGUGGGCAGCGACUGUCACCGUCUCCCUAUUCACCUUUAUCUCUCCAGUGUCUUCGUCUAUGGUUGCACCUGCUCUAUCCUCCAUUGCAGCAGAUUUGCACAUCACGGAUGAAGUCCUGUCCCAACUCACACUCUCCAUCUUCGUCCUCGCAUAUGCCGUGGGCCCCCUCAUCCUGGGACCACUAUCUGAAAUCUACGGACGAGUCAUCGUCCUCCAACUCGCCAACUUGUUUUUCCUCGUGUUCAACAUCGGAUGCGCAGUCUCGCAAACACCAGCGCAGAUGAUAGUCUGCCGUUUCUUCGCCGGCCUAGGAGGUAGUGCACCACUCGCCGUCGGCGGCGGCGUUCUCGCAGACUGCUUCCGCCCCGAAGAGCGAGGCAAGAGCAUCGCAAUCUACAGUCUAGCCCCCCUCCUCGGCCCCGCCCUAGGCCCAAUCGCAGGCGGCUUCAUCGCCGAGAACACAACCUGGCGCUGGGUCUUCUACGCGACCUCAAUCGCAGACGGCCUGAUUCAAUGCAUGGGUCUCUUCUUCCUGCGCGAAACCUACGGCCCUCGCCUCUUAAAAGACCGCGCCAAGCGCCUCCGCAAAGAAACAGGCGACGACUCGUACCAAACGGAAGCCGAGCUCCAAAAGAAGACCCUCGCCCAGGUCCUGCGCGGGGCCCUAAUCCGCCCAUUCCGCCUCCUCCUCACUCAACCAAUCGUCCAAUGCGUAGCAUGCUACAUGGCCUACAUCUACGGAAUCAUGUACCUGGUGCUCUCAACAUUCCCCAUCCUCUGGACCAGCCCAGAAUACUACAACGAAUCCAUCGGCAUCGGCGGCCUAAACUACAUCUCCCUCGGCCUUGGCUUCUGGGCCGGUUCCCAGAUCUGCGCCCCGCUCAACGACCGCAUCUACCGCCGCCUCAAAGCCCAGAACAAUCACACCGGCCGUCCGGAAUUCAGAGUCCCCCUGCUGGGCGUCGGCGCAGUCCUCAUUCCAGCUGGCCUCUUCAUCUACGGCUGGACUGCCCAAGCGCAUUGCCACUGGAUCGCGCCCAAUAUCGGUGCUUUCCUCUUCGGUACUGGCACGAUCGUCUCGUUCCAGUGCAUGCAGACGUAUAUGGUCGAUACGUAUACUCGCUUCGCGGCUAGUGCGUUGGCGGCUGGUUCGUUCUUGCGCUCGCUGGCGGGUUUCGGGUUCCCGCUUUUCGCGCCGUAUAUGUAUCAAUCUCUGCAUUACGGAUGGGGAAAUAGCGUGUUGGCAAUUAUUGCGCUUGUUUUCGGCAUUCCGGCGCCUAUUUUCUUGUGGAAGUAUGGGCAGCUUUUGCGCAAGAAGAGUACUUAUGCUGCUGGAUAG
Messenger RNA from Penicillium cinerascens, 1803 nucleotides. RefSeq names its product MFS transporter. Lineage: Eukaryota; Fungi; Ascomycota; Eurotiomycetes; Eurotiales; Aspergillaceae. Gene Ontology annotation, molecular function: transmembrane transporter activity. Gene Ontology annotation, biological process: transmembrane transport. The record is from RefSeq and is a predicted model, not a curated record. Bases 1 to 1803 code for a protein of 600 amino acids. The transcript has a single exon.